Messenger RNA from Panicum hallii, 4273 nucleotides. RefSeq names its product probable E3 ubiquitin-protein ligase ZFP1. Gene Ontology annotation, molecular function: ubiquitin protein ligase activity. The record is from RefSeq and is a predicted model, not a curated record. The transcript has 7 exons. NCBI's taxonomy places the organism in Eukaryota, Viridiplantae, Streptophyta, Magnoliopsida, Poales, Poaceae. The coding region runs from base 2515 to 3924 and encodes 469 amino acids.
AGCCCCUGCCCCCCUUGGUCGAUUUCUCUCCCCCUUCCGUUCCCGAAAAGCUCCCCGUGCUUAUAAAUACGCGGCUCACCCCGUCCCGUCGCCCCCUUCCGAUCGAUCCCCCACCGGAUACCACCGCCACCGCCACCAACCGAUUCCGUCUAGCGCCUCCCCCCGGUGCUCCCGAGGCGAGGCGAGGCGAGGCUCUCCGGCCCGCGGAUUCCUACAGCCCCCGUGCCGAUCGCGACCCGCCCCCCGGCCGCCCCGACCGCGAGGUGAAGCUUCCUGCCUGAAUCAUCCCCGCGAAGCUGUUUCCCCUUCCCUUCUCGAAUUGUCCUGGGCGGGGUGAGCUUGCUCUGCUCCCGUGUCACUGUGCCCCGCGGGCGAUUGGAUCCCCGAGCGCCGCGAUUCGGCGUUGGGGGUGUCAGUUGCUCGGAGUCGGAGCUGCGAGGGAGGGGUUUCGUUCGGACGCCUUUGUGCGCGUUUGGUUGGGGCCGGGGACCGGCAAACCGCAGCGGUCGCGGGAAGCUACUGGCUCAGUGUUCAGCUCGUGCGAGGGGUUUGUUGUUGUUUUUUUUCUUUCCGUCGGACUUUGUGGUGUAGUUGCAUGCUCGCUCAAUUGAUGCAGCCAAGCUCAUUCCGGAGUGCCGAGUGUGGAAUGUGGAGCUACGAGUCAGCAAUGUCUUCGGUGAUUAGGCUGUGGAUUUGACUUGUGGUGGAUCGUGGACGUAUAUGGUUUGAAAUUUGUGCCAUGGAGUAUGGUUUUUCAUUUCGGCCGGCCAUGCAGAUUGGAACUCUCAUAAACAGUCAGCAUAAGCUUUUGGCAGGUGCUCACUGCAGAGAGUUUUGCUUGGUCUUAGUUGAAUGGAGUCGGGAGAUAGCUGUGACAGUCCGAUCAUAGCUCAUUAGUGAUGAGGUUUGGUUCUAACAAUUAGGGAAUUAUUUGGACUUUCAACAGUUCUACCCCAAACUUUUGGUUUGGUUGGAAGAAUUUGGUUCUAGUUCGCUCUUCAUUUUGUUCCUUAAAUUCGGUAUUUUCAGUUAGUCGCUACUGGGCCUUGGGAUUUUGUAGUUGCUAGCAUUUCAGGUCUAGGUAGUUUGUGGUACAGUGGUGGUGCUUUAGAUUGGUGUUUUUUCUUUGGUUGGUUGUGGUGCUCAAAUACCCAGUACUUCUUUCCUGCUUCGCAAUAAUAUAGCAUUUUGUUCAAGUUAAUGCCAUUCAUAUUAUUUUUUUAUCAUAGCUUUAAAUUUAUGAGGCUUGAGGAUGGAACAAAGUAACACCAAUAGGGAGUUUAUAAUAUGGCAAUGGACAAAGUAGAUAAAUGUGCUAGAUUGUUAAAUUCAUCAUUUUUCAAUUCCAGAAGGCUCUGAUAUUCUCAAGUUACAAGUAGAUAUUCUAAGUAGAGCAAGUUGUCACUAAAAUGGGUAAUUGAUCAAUUUGUUCCUAACCAUGGGAACUGCAUUGUUGUCACAUUGUAAUAUCCAUGUGUUCUCACAACUUCUUCUACAACUUACUUUUCGCCCACUUUGCUGCUUGGACAUAUGCCCAUAAUUACUCCUCUCCCAGUAAAGUAACUUGUCCUCAAGCUUUGUGGUGGUGAACAUGGUUGAAUCCUAGGUAGUGCCAUAGUGUCACGGUGACGAGGAGGUUAUGAUGCGCACACAACACUGCACGAGAGAAACCACCCAAAAAAAAACAGUGUUGCUCAAACAAUACUCUUCUACCCCUCUCUCUCAUCCACCUCUCUCUUCUUUGGCAAGCUUCUCCACGAAAACAAAACUUUAACCAACUGAUUACAUUUUUUUUAAUUGUGACAUGUUGUUUGUUUGUAGGAGAGAUGAGCGAACCAAUCCUGUUUGCACAUUCAAUGACUAACUUUUCUUCUUUAGUUUUUCCAUCCUACCACUGCAAUGUAUUGCAAGCUUGAUGCCCUCUAUCGAAUGCUAUUUUUUGUGUUCCGAUACUACCUUUGCUACCAAUGCAUGAAUUUCUUUUAGCAACUAUUUAAGUUCUUAUGGACUGUACUGUGUCAUCUCUUAAUAUCUGUUUGAAGCCUGGGGUUUUGUUCAGACCUAGCAAUUCUAGUCCAGUAGCCAGGAUUGUAGUUGUCGUUAUGCAUCACGACCUAGCCACAAGGCAUCAUACCCAGGCUUACUAAUUAACAUCGCUAACAUGACUGUUAUCUGUGUUUGAAGUUUAGUAAUUGACUGCACGGAGAUUUGAAGGAAAAAAGAGUAGUUACUAUUCAACCAGGUGACUGUACAGCGGGACUGCAUUAGUAAUGCUCGGGCACCUAUCUGCUCAGUGCAGAAGGGAAUAGAUUAAUGCAAGAUUUUCAUAAGCGGCAUAAACUCUUGCUGCUUGUUUUGCGAAGUCUUCUAUUCUUGCCUCUCAUGUUGACAUGCAAAUACUACAAUAAAUGUUCGAUGUUACUGCCUAUUUGACAGGAAGGAAGUGGUGAUGAUAAAGGAUAAUUACUGACCAAACUUGCUAUAAUUCUCCUUAAGGAAAUAGAAGUUGACAUCAUGUCACAUAGAACUAUGGUAUGGAGACAUCAGUCUGUUAAUCCUGGAUGGGAACAAGGACAUGUCCAAGUUCAAUCAGAAAGUUCCUAUUAUGGAGGCCCUGGAAUUGAUUCAUCCAACCUGGGUGUGCAAGUUGCUGCCGGAGUUCCAGGAAAUACUGCUAAUGUUGGUAUCUGUGAUCUGCGGAAUCAUGAGCGCCAGCAUGUUCAUAAUUCAUACCCACAUGUUGGUGUUACGUCAAGUUUUGUCUUCCCAACUGCUAUGCACAACCCUGGCAUGGCAACAGCAGCUGUUAACAUAUAUAUUCCUCAGACUCAAAGCUUUGGACUGGGCAAUGUGCUACCACCAUCUUUAUAUCAUCAAGUUCCUGCAGGAACUAUUGAUGAGAGCAGCAGCAGUGUCAAUUUUGGUGACAGUGCUAGUGGAUUCAUCAAAAGGAAAAAUGCAGUUGUGGCUGGUAACCAUCAUUUUCUUCAUGGAUUUGCAGGUUCAAGUUCAUCUGCUCAUGUGCCUCAGAAUCCUGCACGUGGGCCAUGGAAUGCUUCAUUUCAAUCAAAUUGUUUACCCAAUUCUGCAGCUUCAAACCCACCAGAGUUCCACAGUAGCAAUGCCUGUCACAUGGGCCAGUGCAAUACAUGGAUUCCGCAGGCUGCAAAUGGUGUUGGUCAUGGAGUACCACAGUGGGGAUAUAGUAAUUCAGUGGCCAAUCCUCCAGGAACCACAGACAUGCCGAAUGGAAUUGUUCAGGGGCCUCUACCUCAUUUCUCCCAGAAUCCUUUGCAUAGUAUGCAAAUGCAAGUACCUCAAAUACAAGUAUCCCAUCAACAGUUCCUCGGUAACAAUGUGGUGCAUGGUUUAAAUCCUUCUGCCGCAGGCCUUCCUUUAGAUCCAAGAAUGCUGGCUUUCCCAUUCAAUUCUGAGCACACUUUUGGGCAUCCGAUGCAUCCACCUCUUACAAACCAAGUAAACAGUGGGGUUUUAAGAAUUCUGCCAUAUCAGAAUGCUACCAUGCUGGAUCGAUCAAGGAUUCAUGAAGUAGGACAUGUUAUUGAUGAACAUCAAGACAUGCGUCUGGAUGUGGAUAACAUGACUUACGAGGAGCUUGUAGCUUUGGAAGAGCAGAUAGGCGAUGUCAAUACUGGUUUGACAGAAAGUUACAUCCAAGAGAACUUGAGGUCAACUUUCUAUGUUCCAAGAGCAGCUGGAGUGUCUGAUGAGUUUUCUGAGCUCUCUUCGGAGAAUGAUGCUUGCAUAAUAUGCCAGGAAGAGUAUGAAGCUGAAGAACUUAUAGGAACCCUUGAAUGCGGCCACCAGUACCAUGCGACAUGCAUAAAGCAAUGGUUGAUGAUGAAGAACCUCUGCCCCAUCUGCAAGACAACAGCGUUGUCAUCAGAUAGAAGCAAUGGAUGACCGUCGCCAAUAACAUUAUUGGUUAUUUACAGCGAGCAAAAUUAGCUCGACUUUGUAUAUAGACACGGUUGCCGGUUUUUACCGUCCCCUUCACCGUGGACAUAAACUGAGGUUUCCGAAAACUGUACAGACAUUUUGUAGGAUAUUUUUAGGUGUUUAACGGCCCCAUGGUGUGUAAAGCUCCCAUGAUGGCCUUGCUAGAUGCUCCCUUCCUUUCUAUUGUACAUUGUAUUUAUCUUUACUUUUCUUUUUUCUUCAGAAGAGAAAAGCACAAGAACCUUUAGUUCUGUACACUCUAGAAUUGAAAGAAACCAAAAAGUCUUCCUUGCUUGCGGUGCAUUUUGCUAAA